AUGGCAUCAAGGACCAAUUUUGAUGUUGUCAUGGUGAUUAAGAAAUACCACAUCAAGGGGAAGCAGAUAAGAGAUGUCUGUAAUAACUCGGAGACCGUCGUCAUGGUUACGUCGGAAGGGCGUGUCUAUGCGUGUGAUGUGUCAGAUGUCAGCAAACAGCAUAAAUAUGUCAGGGUGAAUUUUCCGACAUCCGGAGCGGCCGACGACGACGCAAUCAUGAACGUGAGCUGCGGCCGUUCUCACUUUCUCGCGCUCUCUGCCCGUGGUCGCGUUUACAGUUGGGGUAAGAAUGAUAACGGGCAACUCGGACGUUCUUAUGACAUGUAUGAGAAACAAAGACCUAAUCAGGUCCAUCAAGGACAGAAGGAGGAGAAACACACUCCAAGGCUUAUCACUGAACUUUCAAACCAAAAGGUCAUCAAAAUAGCAUGUGGGCAUGACCACUCCCUCGCCCUUACACGAGGAGGGAGCUUGUAUUCUUGGGGAAGAACUAAGGUGAAGCGACGUACCCGAUGUCCGACUUUAGUCGAAGGUCUUCCGAGUGGUAUGGUAAUUCAACAUAUUGCCACUGGGGGCGCUCACACCCUCGUUGUUUCCGAUGCUGGUGAUGCAUAUGUUUGGGGCUUUGACGCAGACGGACAACGCAAACAACUGAAGCAAAACGAUGAGGAAUUUCCUGCGUUUGUUAAGAAGGGAGUGAAGAACGCCACCUGUACUAACAACUCUACGGCUCUCCUGCACGAGGUAGGAAUUAAUAGACGACAUCAAUUAAAGUCAGUCGAUCAUGUCAAUGGAUCAUUGCAAGAUUGA
Messenger RNA from Lytechinus variegatus (green sea urchin), 810 nucleotides. RefSeq names its product ultraviolet-B receptor UVR8-like. Lineage: Eukaryota; Metazoa; Echinodermata; Echinoidea; Temnopleuroida; Toxopneustidae. The transcript is spliced from 5 exons. The record is from RefSeq and is a predicted model, not a curated record. The coding region runs from base 1 to 810 and encodes 269 amino acids.